Molecule: messenger RNA, 1095 nt
Organism: Penicillium arizonense
Lineage: Eukaryota; Fungi; Ascomycota; Eurotiomycetes; Eurotiales; Aspergillaceae
Product: zinc-dependent alcohol dehydrogenase
Exons: 3
Coding region: 1-1095 (364 amino acids)
Molecular function (GO): zinc ion binding; oxidoreductase activity
Source: RefSeq, a predicted model, not a curated record
AUGGAGAUCCCGAAAACACACAAAGCCGUCGUAUAUGACAAACCGGGCGAAAUUUCCACUCGCAUCGUGGAGCUAGAUACUCCUGCUCCCGGCCCGGGCCAAAUUCUGGUCAAGAUUACUCAUUCUGGAGUAUGCCAUUCCGACCUCAGCCUCAUGACUAAUACGUGGAGUUGGCUUCCAGAGCCCGUGAAAAGCGGGCAGGUCGGUGGCCAUGAGGGUGUUGGCGUCGUGGCUCAGCUGGGGUCGUCGUGCGAGGCUUCGGGUGUCAACAUCGGUGACCGCGUGGGCAUCAAGUGGAUCGCGUCCGCUUGUGGGAACUGCAUGCCGUGCUUGGCCGGUGCCGACGGUAUUUGUUUGAACUCGGAGGUAUCCGGCUAUACGUGGCCCGGCACAUUCCAGGAAUACGUUCUGGCUCCCGCACAUUAUGUGACGCCGAUUCCAGAUGGACUGGCGAGCGAAGUCGCCGCCCCACUCCUCUGUGGCGGAGUUACGGUUUACUCAGCCCUAAAAAAAAGCAGGGCUCAGGCUGGGGAUUGGGUGGCCAUCGCUGGAGCCGGCGGUGGGCUGGGCCAUCUGGCAGUGCAACUCGGAGGCCGGGGAAUGGGAUUCAGAAUUGUUGGACUGGAUCUUGGGAACAAGGAAUCCUUCGUCAAGGAAUGUGGCGCUGAGGCCUUUGUCGACAUCACCAAGUAUUCUGCGGACGGCGGAAGCACGGGUAUUGCUGAUGAAAUAUUACGCGUCACUGGCGGUGCCGGCGCUGCAGCGGUCAUAAUAUGCAGCGCCAGUAACGCUGCAUAUUCUCAGGCUCUUUCCUAUUUGAGAUUCAAUGGCACGCUGGUUUGUGUGGGAGUUCCGGGCGAGGCGGAGCCAAUUGCGAACGCUUAUCCUCACUUGAUGGUCGGUAAGCAGUUAGCCAUCAUCGGAAGUAACGUGGGAAACCGUCGGGAAGCAAUGGAGACGCUUGCCAUGGCAAAGCGAGUAGCCACAACCCCUUUCCGUCUUGAAAAGGUACAGAAUAUAACUCGUGUCUUCGAGGAGAUGAAGGGCGGCAAGUUGCAAGGUCGGGUCGUCCUAGACCUACAGUCAUGUACUUAA